CUUCACCCCCCUCGAUUCGCCAGAUAGUGGUAGGGCAGGGGGCCGCAGUCUAGGGGAGGACCCAGGGGAGGGGGGCAGGUUACAGGGACCCCCCCCUCCCCGGGAACCGGUGGUGGGCGGGGCUUGAACCCCGGAAACGGUGGGGGGUCCCAGGCCGGGCCCUAGACCCCUGGGCAGUGGGGGCCGGGAAGGGGCCAGUUAAAGGGUCGGGGGCGCUGGGGAGAGAAGGGGGAGGGGAGCUGAGACUCGGACCCCGGACUGAGUGGGGCCCGGGCAGAAGCUGAGCACCCUGCGCCCGAGGAGCCCCCGUUGGCCUGGGGGGGCUGAGGGACUGAGCCCCCCAGAGCAGGACCUCCCCCUGGAAGGGCCGCGCCGCAGCCCGUGGGAGGGCCUCGCCCCCGGCGCCCCCCAUCUCCACUCGCCGCCGUCCCGGCCUCCGCCGGAGGGAGGGGCCGAGCGCCCUCGGGGGGCCGUGGACCCCGGCGUUCUGAGCGUUCCGCGCCCCGCGCCGCCCGGCCCCCCCGCCGCCGAUGGCCGCCGACCCGCCGGGAGCUGCCGAGAAGGGAGAGAUGGCUCCCGGGACACGUGUGAGCCCUCGGCGUUGCUGACGCCCCCAAUGUCGUCGAGCAGCCGGGGGCCGGGGGCCGGAGCGCGCCGACGCCGAACCCGCUGCCGCCGCUGCCGGGCCUGUGUGCGAACUGAGUGCGGGGACUGCCACUUCUGCCGAGACAUGAAGAAGUUCGGGGGGCCCGGGCGCAUGAAGCAGUCGUGCCUGCUCCGGCAGUGCACUGCCCCCGUGCUCCCACACACAGCUGUGUGCCUCUUGUGUGGGGAGGCUGGGAAGGAGGACACAGUGGAGGGAGAGGAAGAAAAAUUUGGUCUGAGCCUCAUGGAGUGUACAAUCUGCAACGAGAUCGUCCACCCUGGCUGCCUGAAGAUGGGGAAGGCUGAGGGUGUUAUCAAUGCGGAAAUUCCUAACUGCUGGGAGUGCCCUCGCUGUACCCAGGAAGGCCGGACCAGCAAGGAUUCGGGUGAGGGACCAGGCCGCCGAAGGACUGACAACGGAGAGGAGGGUGCCAGCCUGGGGAGUGGAUGGAAGCUGACGGAGGAGCCGCCACUUCCACCACCCCCACCCAGGCGCAAGGGCCCCCUGCCUGCUGGGCCCCCCCCAGAGGACGUGCCUGGGCCCCCCAAAAGAAAGGAGAGGGAGUCAGGGAAUGAGCCCCCAACCCCAAAGAAAAAGGUGAAAGGAGGCCGGGAGAGGCACCUGAAGAAGGUGGGUGGAGACGCCUGCCUCCUCCGAGGAUCGGACCCAGGCGGCCAAGGCCUUCUGCCCCCCAGGGUUCUGAAUCCAAGCCAAGCUUUCUCGUCCUGCCACCCUGGGCUCCCUCCCGAACACUGGGAGAAACCAAAGCCACCUUUGGCCUCUGCUGAGGGCCCAGCGGUGCCAUCCCCAUCACCACAGAGGGAGAAGUUAGAGCGUUUCAAGCGGAUGUGCCAGCUGCUAGAGCGGGUGCCUGACACCUCCUCGUCCUCCUCGGACUCAGACUCAGACUCCGACUCAUCAGGCACAUCCCUGAGUGAGGAUGAGGCCCCUGGCGAGGCCCGAAAUGGGCGACGGCCAGCCAGGGGCAGCUCAGGCGAGAAAGAGAACCGCGGGGGGCGACGGGCUGUACGCCCUGGCAGUGGGGGGCCCCUCCUCAGUUGGCCCUUGGGCCCUGCCCCACCACCCCGGCCCCCACAGCUGGAGCGUCAUGUGGUACGGCCCCCACCUCGAAGUCCUGAGCCCGACACACUGCCUUUGGCUGCUGGAUCCGACCACCCUCUGCCCCGUGCUGCCUGGCUUCGUGUCUUCCAGCACCUUGGGCCCCGAGAGCUGUGCAUCUGCAUGCGCGUCUGCCGGACUUGGAGCCGCUGGUGCUAUGACAAGCGUCUGUGGCCUCGAAUGGACCUGAGCCGGCGGAAGUCACUCACUCCCCCCAUGCUUAGUGGUGUGGUUCGUCGCCAGCCCCGAGCCCUGGACCUCAGCUGGACAGGUGUCUCCAAGAAGCAACUCAUGUGGCUUCUGAACCGACUGCAAGGCCUGCAGGAACUGGUGCUGUCUGGCUGCUCCUGGCUCUCUGUCUCUGCCCUGGGCUCAGCCCCACUGCCAGCCCUGCGGCUCCUGGACCUGCGCUGGAUUGAGGAUGUUAAAGACUCCCAGCUCCGAGAGCUGCUGCUGCCUCCGCCAGACACCAAACCAGGGCAAACGGAGAGCCGUGGGCGGCUGCAGGGGGUAGCAGAGCUGCGCUUGGCAGGCCUAGAGCUGACAGAUGCCUCCCUGCGACUCCUGCUGCGCCACGCGCCCCAGCUGAGCGCCCUGGACCUCAGCCACUGCGCCCAUGUCGGGGAUCCCAGUGUUCAUCUCCUCACGGCCCCCACCUCCCCACUUCGAGAGACCCUGGUACACCUCAAUCUUGCUGGUUGCCACCGCCUCACUGACCAUUGCCUUCCGCUGUUCCGCCGCUGUCCUCGCCUACGCCGCCUAGACCUGCGCUCCUGCCGCCAGCUCUCACCUGAAGCUUGUGCCCGGCUGGCAGCUGCCGGGCCCCCUGGCCCCUUCCGCUGCCCAGAGGAGAAGUUGCUUCUCAAGGACAGCUAGUUGGGUGCCCCUCCCUACCCCCCGACUCUUCAGGAGCCUGGACCUCCGGCCUUCAUUUCACUCCUGCCAGGAGGCCAGGUUACCCACCUCAUGACUUGGGAUUCCCGAGUUUUCCGACUUGGGAUUCCUGCCCAGGGACUUGAGCCAGCCUCCCCACUCUGCCCCCUGCACUGAUAUUUCUGGGGGUCUCUUUCCCCUCCCCUCCCCCUUCCACCUGCUUCAUUGUCCAUCCCCUGGGGGGAGUGGGUCAGAGGUACUGGGGUUGCUGAGCCAAAGGGAUGGUGGGCGGGGGGGUA
This is a messenger RNA of Eptesicus fuscus (big brown bat), 2937 nucleotides long. It is a transcript of the gene FBXL19, whose product is annotated as F-box and leucine rich repeat protein 19. Bases 617 to 2641 code for a protein of 674 amino acids. Lineage: Eukaryota; Metazoa; Chordata; Mammalia; Chiroptera; Vespertilionidae. Gene Ontology annotation, molecular function: DNA binding; histone demethylase activity; zinc ion binding. The record is from RefSeq and is a predicted model, not a curated record. The transcript has 11 exons. Gene Ontology annotation, biological process: protein demethylation; regulation of transcription by RNA polymerase II.